UAUUUAGCUUGCACAAAGGCUGAGGCAAUGUUUAUAUAUACUAGAAUCCCCUGUUAAGAAUCAUAAUUGAUGGUUGGAAUAGAGUUAGCUGCAACCAUGAAGUGCAUCUCAGUUACCUCUGCUUGCUUCCUUCUUUGUCUUUGUGCAAUUCGAAGUGUGUCAACACAAAAUGCUAUCAUGCCUCCAAGAGGUUGGAACUCCUAUGAUAGCUUUAACUGGAUAAUUUCUGAAGAAGAAUACUUACAGAAUGUUAAUAUAGUUUCUCAGCAGUUACUUGCUCAUGGAUAUCAGUAUGCUGUUGUGGAUUACCUCUGGUAUAGGAGUCUAAAGGGUGAUAAAAAUUCUCUUGGUUUCGAUGUGAUUGAUAAAUGGGGACGAAUGCUCCCUGACCCUGAAAGAUGGCCUUCUUCAAGAGGAGGGAGAGGGUUCACUGAUGUAGGUAAUAAAGUACAUAGAACGGGUUUGAAGUUUGGGAUUCAUCUUAUGGCUGGAAUCAGUACACAGGCAUUCAAUAACAACACACCAAUACUUGAUACACAAACGGGACAACCUUACAUGGAAUCUGGUCGAGUCUGGAAAGCAAGAGACAUAGGAAUCCCAUCAAGGCCUUGUAAAUGGAUGAGUAACGGUUUCAUGGCUAUAAAUACAAAAACAGGAGCUGGAAAAGCCUUCUUAAGAUCAAUCUAUGAGCUGUAUGCUUCAUGGGGAGUUGAUUUUGUGAAACUUGACUGUGUAUUUGGUGAUAACUUGGAUUUGGGUGAAAUAACAUCUGUAUCAGAGAUUCUCAAUGGACUUAACAAACCCAUUGCACUUUCUCUGUCUCCUGGAGUCAGUGCAACACCACAAAUGGCUAAGAUGGUUAGUAAUCUAGUUAACACAUACCGUGUAACAGGAGAUGAUUGGGAUGAAUGGUCAGCAAUCUUAGCUCAUUUUAAUAUAGCAAGAGAUUUUGCUGCAUCUAAUUUAAUAGGAGGAAAAGGUUUAAAGGGAAAAUCUUGGCCUGAUUUGGACAUGCUGCCAUUUGGAUGGCUAACUGAUCCAGGUGCUCAUGAAGGUCCAUACAGGUUUACUAGGCUUACUCAAGAUGAGCAAAGAACUCAGAUGACUUUGUGGUGUAUGGCUAAGUCUCCCAUUAUGUAUGGAGGGGAUCUGCGGAAGAUUGAUGCAUGGACCUAUAAUCUUAUCACAAAUCCUACCAUAUUGGAUAUAAACUCUUUUAGCUCAAAUAAUCAAGAGUUUCCUCAUAUCACAAGAUUAAAUGAUGUAAAGACUAAAAGACACAAUGUCACAAAAGUACAGUUUACUUACUCCCUUGGUCUCACUGAAUGCACUGAUCCAAAAGCAUAUGGAUGGUCUAGUGAAAAAUAUUACCAAGAUCUUGAAAGAAUUUGUUACAAGAGUCCAAAGCAUGAUCAGGAGGAGCCUUUCUGUGUGCACAAGAGAGAACUCCCCACGGCAUCAUCAAAGCAGACAUCUAUCCAAUCUGAACAGAUAUGGAAGUUGAAAUCUAAUGGGACUCUAGUUAAUGGUCAUUCUGGCAUGUGUGCAACAGUAGAACAUGUCCUAGCUGAAGGUUAUCCUAAUCGGAUUCGAUCUUGGAUUGCAACUGGAAGAAAAGGGGAGACCUAUGUUGCAUUUUUCAAUCUGAGUAACGAGAAAACAACAAUAUCUGCAAGCAUAGUAGACUUGGCUAUAGUGCAUCCAGGUAGAAGAAAGUUUAUACUUUGUUCUGGAAAUGAAAUGUGGAGUGGAAGAACCAUACGAACAAAUAAUAUGUUCUCAGCAGAAGUACCAGCUCAUGGAUGCGCAUUAUUUGUUCUCCAGUGCAGUUGAAUUUGGCCUAAAAUCUUAUUUGAAUAUUUAUUGUUCAUAUUGCAAUGAUGUUUUGGUUUGUUUUCUGCUAAGUGGUAAAUCCUUUUUUAAUAAGGAAUUUAGUAUAGUAAGAGUGGUUACUUUACUUGCCAUUAAAAGCACUGUACGUGUUAAAAAAUUACUUUAUGACAUGAAAAUGGAUAUAAAGGUGAUAGAGAACAA
Messenger RNA from Glycine soja, 2034 nucleotides. Its product is annotated as alpha-galactosidase 2-like. The transcript is spliced from 13 exons. Gene Ontology annotation, biological process: carbohydrate metabolic process. The record is from RefSeq and is a predicted model, not a curated record. Bases 70 to 1833 code for a protein of 587 amino acids. NCBI's taxonomy places the organism in Eukaryota, Viridiplantae, Streptophyta, Magnoliopsida, Fabales, Fabaceae. Gene Ontology annotation, molecular function: hydrolase activity, hydrolyzing O-glycosyl compounds.